This is a messenger RNA of Seminavis robusta, 1040 nucleotides long. NCBI's taxonomy places the organism in Eukaryota, Bacillariophyta, Bacillariophyceae, Naviculales, Naviculaceae. The record is from the annotation of a GenBank genome assembly.
GUUGCCCAGUGACACUGCCGGUUAUUACCCAAAUCUCGAGCCUGAUGUAACAGAGACACAAAACCAAGUGAGCACUGAGCAUAAUAGUAAACACAACACACAGAAAAAAGAAAAUCGCAAGAAGAUGUCGCAAUCUACAAUCAGACCCGAUCGUUUGAGCAUGGAAGGCAUGAUCUGGAAUGCCAACCAUGUUUUGGAAAUGGCGUUGGAUCCCAAGCAACAGGGAAUUCCCAAGGGUUUGUUUGAAAAAUCGAUUGGUCUUUGCAUUAUUUCCGUGGUAGAAGCAGGAUUCAUCUUUAGCGGAAAUGUCGGAACUGGAAUCUUACUCAAGAAAAAGGCGGACGGAAGCUGGAGUAAUCCCUGUGCCAUGGGACUUGGAGGAGUUGGUUGGGGUCUCCUUGUGGGCGCUGCUGUCAAGGAUAUCAUCAUCUUUAUCUUUGACGAAAACAGUAUGAACGGAAUGAUGGGUGAGGUGGGUCUCCGCAUUGGGGGUCAGGUCAAUCUCACACCCGGCCCCUUUGGCAGAAACUACGAAGCUGGAGUCGGUGUGACUACCAAAGGUGCCGUGGGAACCUGUAGUGUGGCAUUUUCACAGGGUCUCUUUGGCAGUAUCUCCAUUGAAGGUGCCAUGGUGGGUGUGCGUGGAGGCGCCAAUGAUCAAUUCUACAAUAAGGUCACCAAUCCACACACGAUCCUCAAUACGGAGGAACUCACUCUUCCGGAAAACCGACCAACAUUAAUGGAGAGCGUCUACAAACACAUUGCAAAGUUGGAGGAGGGAAAUACGCAUACUCCCACGGAAGAGGAAACACUCCAGGCACAAAUUGCCGCCAAAGUGGCUCAAGAGGCAUCAGAGGAAAUGGCCCAAGCCGAUCCAAGUGGUGUACUAAAAGUAGAUGCCGCCGAGGAAGCAGAAAAGGAAAAGGCCGCCAGCAGUUAAGCGUGUCAACAUCAUGACAAAUCAACAACAACCCACAGUGCCCCACGCCUUCGAAUCUGGGCUUUUGCCUUCGAACCUGCAUGCAAAUUGUCCAAUACAU